Messenger RNA from Poecile atricapillus (Black-capped chickadee), 2667 nucleotides. Its product is annotated as CCN family member 2-like. The coding region runs from base 61 to 1110 and encodes 349 amino acids. Gene Ontology annotation, biological process: cell adhesion; signal transduction. NCBI's taxonomy places the organism in Eukaryota, Metazoa, Chordata, Aves, Passeriformes, Paridae. Gene Ontology annotation, cellular component: extracellular matrix; extracellular region. The record is from RefSeq and is a predicted model, not a curated record. The transcript is spliced from 5 exons. Gene Ontology annotation, molecular function: heparin binding; integrin binding.
UCGGAGGGAGUGGCGGAGAGUCGCUGGCAGCCUGGGUCCUCGCUCUUGCCAGUGCUCGGGAUGCCUGGCGAGUCAGGGACAGUGACCCGGACCCUGCUCCUGCUCCUCCUCGCCCCUGGCUGGGUAGAACCACAGGCCUGCACAUUCCCAUGCCAGUGUCCCUCCCAGCCUCCACAGUGCCCUGCGGGUACCAGCCACGUGUGGGAUGCCUGUGGCUGCUGCAAGGUGUGUGCCCGGCAGCUGGGCGACCUCUGCUCCUUGCACAGGCCCUGUGACCAUCAUAAGGGAUUCUACUGUGACUUCUCCAAAAUCCACAGAGGCAGUGGGAUCUGCUUAGCUCAUGAGGGUGCAACAUGUGACCUGCUGGGCAAGAUCUACCUCAAUGGAGAGAGCUUCCAGCCCACGUGCAAGCUGCAGUGCAUCUGCAUGGACGGGGCCAUCGGCUGCAUCCCGCUCUGCUCCGACGACUUGCGUCUGCCAUCCCCAGAGUGCCCCAACCCCCGGAGGGUGAAGUUCCACAAUAAGUGCUGUGAGGAGUGGGUGUGUGAGGAGGGCAGCGAGGAGAACCACUUUAGAACAGCCAUGGCAGUUUUCAGGGAAGAUCCAGCUCACAAGCCAGAGCUGAACAACCUGCAGGAGAACUGCCUGGUGCAGACCACGGAGUGGAGCACGUGCUCCCGGAGCUGUGGGAUGGGUAUCUCUGCCCGCGUGACCAAUGACAACCCCCAGUGUCGCCUGCAGAAGGAGACCCGGCUCUGCAUGGUCCGGCCCUGCAACUUCUCCAUGGAGAAAACCAAGAAGGGGAAGAAGUGUGUGCGGACCCCAAAGCAGCGCCAGAGCUUCCACUUUGAGUUUUCGGGAUGCACCAGCACCCGCUCCUACCGGCCCCGGUUCUGCGGCAGCUGCUCGGACGGGCGCUGCUGCACCCCGUUCCUGACCAGCACCAAGGACGUGGAGUUCCGCUGCCCUGAGGGAGACUUCUUCCAGAGGAAGAUGAUGUUCAUCAAGAUGUGUUCCUGCCACUACGACUGCCCUCGAGACAAUGACAUCUUCCUGGCCACGUACCAUCGUCGGAUGAUCGGAGACCACAUCAAGACUGAGCAGCAAUAGCCCUGUCUUACCAGAUCUGAGGUGUGCAGGAGGGCUCUGCAGUGCUUCCGUGGCUGUGUCCUGGGCCAGUGCAGCCUCUCCCCCUGAGCCUUCCACAGCAGCACCGUUCCAACACCAGUGGUCCCUGUGGUUUUCCCAACGAGCUGAGGGGGAAGAGCCCCGGCUGCCCCAGCCCCCUGACCCCCACCCACAGUGGUGGGAAGGUCACUGAAGGAACCAGAAGCAAGCUUGAGCUGCAAACUUGAUCUAUGUUCCCCCCCUAGCCAGAAGGGAGAGUGGAAAAGUCAAUGUGGCUCCUGCCUGUCUCCUGCCCACAGCAUAAUUCCUGAUGCAGACCCCAAAAGUUCUUCUAGCAUGAACUGUGGGUGGACCAGGCUGCCAGACUAAAAUGUGUCCCCUGCACGUGCUGCUCUGGGCAGCUUCUAGUGCCUUGAUGAGCAUUUCGUAGAACCGUGGAGUAGUUUUGGUUGAAAGGCACUUUAAAGUUCAUUUCAUUUCAACCCCCUGCAAUGGAUGGGGACACCUUCCACUAGCCCAGGCUGCUCCAAGCCCCAUCCAACCUGGCCUUGGACACUUCCAGGGAUGGGGGCAGCCACAGCAUCUGGGCAACCUCUGCCAGGGCCUCACCACCCUCACAGGGAGGAAUUUCUUCCUAAUCUUGUCAGAAAUGGCUCUGGGGUGGGAGAGGGCUCACGCAUGCACAGUGAGGCUGCAGCAGUUUCAGCUCUGGAUGUUUGUAAGCAGGAAGAACACUGUUCAGCUCCAGUCUCCCUGGAGAGUUUAAGGUACUGGCAAGAGAAAUUCUCAUAUUUGUAAAUGGAGCAGAUCCCAUCUGGAGUUACUGGGGCAGUGCCACGGGGAGCUGUUGGCACUGAUGUCCCCAGUGGUGGGAUUCCCUCCUGGCAGAGUCUCUGUGCCAUUAAGGGCCCCAUUGCCAGCCCAUAGCUCCAGGAAAGGCCAUCAGCAGCCAGUGCCAGUGGUAUGUCCAGCAGCACCUUGGCAGCUCUGUGGGACUGCUAAGGUCUUGUCUAGUGUGGAAAAAUCUUCUGAUUUUUACUAGAGACAUCCAGGUACAGGACCUGAUCCUGUCUCUUAAAUCAUCCCUGCCUAUCACCACUGGAAAUAGUGAAAAAUUCCUGUUCCAGACAGGCAGGAGCAACAGCCCCAAGGCUUCACCUCACCACAUUUUCCUACCCCAAAUUAGAACCUGUUGACAAGGGACAGUCCCAGCUGUCCCCAGCUGCUGCCCUGAACUUCCAGACUGCUGACACACCAGCUCAGGGCCCAUGUCCCAUGCCAGCAUCUGCUCCUUCUCUUAGCUUGCAGCAGUUUCUGAGCCUUCACUCUCCUGUAAUCAAUUUGAACUGUAAAUAAUUCAUCAGAUAUUGUUUCUGUUUUUAGGCCUUUGUACAGUCCCGGGACCUUGUUGGCACAGCCCUGCUCAGGCUGUUUCCCCUCUCUGAGCUUCUCUCCUGCCAUUCAUACAGCUGCUGAGCCUCAAACCAUGCUGAGGUUGUACUUUACUCAAUGCUAAUAAAUAUCUCUUUAUUUUUUAUA